Molecule: messenger RNA, 1176 nt
Organism: Dromiciops gliroides (monito del monte)
Lineage: Eukaryota; Metazoa; Chordata; Mammalia; Microbiotheria; Microbiotheriidae
Product: smad nuclear-interacting protein 1-like
Biological process (GO): miRNA processing
Cellular component (GO): nucleus
Molecular function (GO): protein binding; mRNA binding
Source: RefSeq, a predicted model, not a curated record
AUGGAGGCUAAGGCAGAGCGGGAGAGGAGGCAUCAGCUACAGCUUCGAGAAGACGAGGAUGAGCCGGGAAAAACGAGGCCGGAUCUGUCCUUGGCGAAGCGAGAGCCGCGCAGCCCGACGCCCGCGCCCUGCUCUCAGGGGCACAGCGCCGGGGGCCCGAGCGGCUCCUCCGGAAGGCCGAGCCGGACCCCGGCAGCCCGCGGCGCCCACGCCUCAGGGAACCGUGCGCACAGCUGCAGAGGCUCAGCAACCAAAAGGGAAACCGAGUCCUUUGAGAGAAGCCGCAGAUCUCCUCCCAGUAAGAGAAGCCGCAGACAUGUCCAUCCUGCAGUCAAGCGGGAGCGGGAACGUGAAAACCAUCCCCCGAGAGGAAGGGGAGAAAGGUCACCCAGGCUGCAGGGAAGGGGGGCCCGGGCCCGACACCUCAGCCCUCCCCAGCAGAGCAAGGCCACCAGGCAGAGGCCUAGGGCUGGGCGCCACCGGGAUGCCCAGAACCUACGGGAACAAGCAGCAGAAAGAGAGUUUUAUAACUCUCUGCGCGGCCACCGCCAGCAGCCUGACCAGAAGAAAGAUGGGGGUGGCAGCAGUGACGGGGAGCAGCAGAUGGUCUGGCAGUCUGCUGAGGGGCACGGGAAGGGAAAAGACCCGCCCAGUAAGGAGAAGCCCAGCUCUGAGCUUUCAGGGGCACUGCUGGAGGAUGCCAACACGUUCCGGGGGGUGGUGAUCAAGUACAGUGAGCCUCCAGAGGCGCGGGUCCCAAAGAAAUGCUGGCGCCUUUACCCCUUUAAGAAUGACAAGGCCCUUCCAGUCAUGCACAUCCACAGACAGAGUGCUUAUCUCCUGGGCAGACAAAGGCGAAUUGCAGAUAUUUCCAUCGACCACCCCUCCUGUUCCAAGCAGCAUGCAGUAUUUCAGUACCGCCUGGUAGAAUACACUCGGGCUGAUGGCACAGCUGGCCGCAGGGUAAGGCCCUACAUCAUCGACCUUGGCUCAGCGAAUGGCACCUUCUUGAACAACCAGCCCAUUGAGUCCCAGCGUUACUAUGAGCUCAAGGAGAAGGAUGUGCUCAAGUUUGGGUUCAGUAGCAGGGAAUAUGUACUGCUUCACGACUCCUCAGACUCCUCUGAGGUGGAUGGAAGAGAAGAUGAGGGAGAGGAGGAAAUGUCUGACACCUAA